Vitrella brassicaformis is the source of this 2701-nucleotide messenger RNA. The record is from the annotation of a GenBank genome assembly. NCBI's taxonomy places the organism in Eukaryota, Vitrellaceae.
CCCUGUUGAGGGGACCAGAUGCAUGCAAAGCCAUGGAAAAAUUGCACAUUGUCACUCCAAUGAACCAACGUCUGAUGUGACACCAUGGAAGACACAAAUCCCCCUCCCUAAUGUCCGUCUGUCUAGCAACGGUCGCAUCAGUGUCUAGCUCGUGUUUGGUGACGGUCAAGGCGCAUCCGCAACCGUGCGCCGGUCACCGACCUAGAUACACGGGCACACAGAGAGAUAAUCGCAAAAAUCAAUUCGAUGUGACAUUAGGGAUGCACUUCUUGGGUGCGAAAAGGUGGGUGAGGCACACGAGCUGAGCGGGCAGCAGGCGGAAGUCCCAAUGGCCUGCACGCACACGCGUGGGAGACAUGCCCGCGUGGGAGACAUGCCAUGGAACGAGUCUCACUGUUGGCCACAUAUGUCGCCAUCGCACUCACGUGGUCAAGGGACUGAUCGAACCAAAAGGGAAAAAUCACGUGAAGUGGGCGCAUUUACAUCGGUGGUCAGUGUAUGUCUGAUUGACCUUUCUGGGUAUGUCGUGGUCCACAAAGGAGAGAGCUGUCAGCACAAUGGCGGGAACAAAUCCAAUCUGACACACACAACGCACGACAGCACAAGACAACACAACACGCCCUCAGAUUGUGCUGGAGCCUGAUGCUGAGCGGGGCAUCGAAUAUCCUAACCAUUUGGAAACUCAGAGGCAGCCUUAGAAGCCCUCUGCCCCUGAGACACAACCAUUCCACAAACAUUACACACACAGCCCGUCCCUUCCAAUGCUGUAUGCCCGUCCGUGACGUACCUGAAGAGUGGGAGUGCGGCAACAAGGCUUCUGGAUAUGAUGGCUGGCCCAGUGUCCUUCUUGACGAAACGCCACCGAUACGAGAGAGACAGUCUGGUGGAUAGACAGCAAAUGGGAAGGGGGGGAGGGAGGGCGCGUCUGUGCACACGUACGCACCGUCUUGCGAGCAAGUAGGUGCUGAGGCUCCAACGCACGACAUUCCCCAGCAAAAAACCGCUGCCUCGUGCACGAAGGUGCAGGCAUAAUCUGAAAUGUAUAUGCGGACGUGCAGAUGUAUGGCAGCUAUGCUGCUUAGCUCAACCCACUCUCUUACCGGUGAGUUGUGUGCAGCAGCUCAUGAGCUCGGGCGCGUCUGCGACGGCCAGCAGCAUGAGCCACAGUGCGGUCCGGACGCCCGUCCUCGAGUGGAGGGGCAUGAAGCGAGGAUGCCACUGUCGACAAAACGCAUACAACGCUGCACACACGCAUACACACGCACGGAGACACGAGUGCCUCAUUCUGUCUCUGCGUGUGUUCGUGUCUACCAGUGGUGAAGGCCAAUGUGAGUCCGAUUGGUCCGAUGAAGAUCAUCGUUCGUCCACUGAAGACCGAGUAUGCCACGCCGCCCCGGCCACCUGCGACCAGGAAGUCGAACACUCCCAUGCUGCCCCCUGUGAUGGACGCAGCGAUGCCGCUGAAGGUCAUUACAGGCGGCAGGCAGGCCAAGUGCAUGAAUAGCAUCUGAGUAUCGACUUGAGCCGCCAGCCGUCCAGCCAGUCCGCCUCGUGGGAGUGUUUUUGAUUGACGACUGAUGUCUAACGCGGCUCUUGGUCGUGUUCGUGCAACACGGAUGGGAUGAGACAAGAUGGCGUUGAGAUUCAGCUCCAGCAAUGCUUCAAGUGGCCUAGAUGAAGGGGGCGAGGGGGGACGGGACGGCACUUGAUAGCAGUUGACACGCAAACACAGCGAUGAGCCGAUCAGUCGCCUCUCUAUGAUGGGUACCCCAGGCGGGUCGAGAAAGAAGGACCACGUAUGGAGCACUGUGUGUUGACACAUAUCAAGAAGAUCGCAUCGCAGGCCCUGAGAAUGAUCCGGACCACUGCAUCCAGGACGACGCAAACUCCAGCAAGACUAUCAGCUCAGCAGCGUCUAACACGGGCACAGGUGGGGGAAGGGGGAAUGGGGGAUAGCGGAUGAAGGGGGCUAGGGGAGGAGAGGCGGAGGGGCUCAGCUUGGGGGCUGGCACUUGAGGCUGCCGAAACGCAAAGCCGGCGAUGAGCCGAGCAGUCACCUCUCUUAAAUGAUGGGUGCCCCAGACGGGUCAGAUCAGAGGAAGGUAUCCCAGGCGGGCCAGGUCAGAGUAAUGGCUGCGGAUGAAAUACCCCCAGUUGACCGUGACACUCACGAAGCAGAGAGCACAGGAGGUCCAGAGGAUGGCUCGGACAACUGCCCCCAAGACGACGACAAACUCCAGCAAGGCCAUGACGACGACAAAGUCUGCAGGAAGACGGGGCGAUAGUUCCCUUCAGCAAUCCUCUGACGUAGAUAAGGGGGGCUGGGGGAUAGCAGUUGACGCUCACAGGCAGCGAUGAGCCUAGCGGUCGCCUCUCUAUGAUGGGUAUCCCAGGCGGGUUGGGUACGAGGGACGGCCGUAUAUCGAAUACUCUGUGUUGACGUUACAACCAAGCAAGAAGAGAAUAUAGCAGGUGAGGACGAUGGCUCGGACCGUUACAUCCAAGACGACGACAAAGUCCAAGGCCAUUGGCGUUGAGAAUCAGCUCCAGGAAUGCUUCGAGUGAAGUGGGGGUAAGUGGGGGAAGGGAGGGUCAGCAGAUCAGUAGCCCUGGAGCCAGAAGUGGUAGUCCAGCGUGCGAAAAAAGAUGAUGCAGUACUCAAUGAAGGCUCCGAGGAGGUAGAUGGCGAGACCGCCGUUGA